UUCUGUUGUUUCCGGAAGUGACGUCCGUGGAGAAAAUGGCUGUAGAAUGAGUAAAAGGGAACUAGAUGUCAAGAUCUUGUGACGAUUUCGCAAUGGUUUCAUUGGAGAUAAACUGAUGUAUCACAAGAGAAAUGGCUUACUCAUACAACAGAAGUCAUUCUAGAAAUUCCAGCACAGGUCUAGCAUCCAGUAAUUCUUGUCUCGAUGGAGUGCCUUUUAAAGUGGGACCGAAAUUCAAACCGCCACCAAGGGUUUUCCUACCACCUGAGUUGAGGGAUACAGCCAGUGCCUCACAAGUUGUGAAUGAUGAAUACCUGUUUGAGACGGAAGAUGCAGUGUUGCGGUGGGCACAAGCCAGAGAAGAGGCCAAGGUGGAACAAGAGAGGCUGAAGGCAGAAAAAGUGGCCAAUGCCAUCCAGGAGUUAUCUCAGCCACAGGAUUCAGAUGACAGUGAUAGCUCAGAUGGGGGGGAAAACGGAACAGCUGAGGCACCAUUCCAGGGAAGUGCAUUACUCCCCCAGCAAGCACCUGCACUUCAGCCCCAGCCAGCCCUUGCUACAAUGUCCAAUGAUAUCCUCACACCAGUUCCUAUCAUGCCAGCAAAGACUGUUGAACCAGCUCAACAAGAAACCACAAAAACUGUUGACCUUGAUCUCGCCCUGUUUGAGAGGGAGGAUGACCCAUUUGAGAAUGUUGAACGUCAGUUGAUAAAUGAAAUGGAGGAGCUCAAAACUCUGUUAGGGCCUCUAAAUAAUCCACCAUCAGACUUGUCGCCUAGCAACAAUACAACUAACUGUGAUACCAACAUGUCAAAUAACACGUGCAACAGUCCUGCUCUUAAUGGCGCCAUGUCAAAAACAGAUGUACAGAGCACAACAGCACAACAGCCUGGCAGUGAUGGGGAGAGGUUGGACAGACACAGUCCAGCACCAGUGUUCGUUCCUCAGAGUCAGCCCUUUGAGGAGGGCGACUAUGUUGAACUGAGGCUAGACUACAACAGUCAAGGGAGUAACAGUGUCUCCUUCAAGGCCAGUGACAAAGAGACAGUGGACAGUGUUGACAACAGCAGCCCCAGAGUUGAUCCUGCUGCUAGCAAUAAGAUAUACAGACAAGUGUUACCCCCUAUAGGUACCCCCAUGUCCAAAGUCCGACCAGUGUUGUCCCCAGGGCUUGAUAGUUUAGCGAAGACAUUAAGUGAAAACACUGUCCCUGAGCCCAGUGCGGCGGCUGUAGCGGCGAACCCGUCGGCUGUUAGCAAUGGCGUAUUGAACAAGUACAGUCGACAUUGUGAGACUUCUUCUGUCACAUGUGCACAACAGAGUGAGGCAAGUAUGAGAACGGCCCGAAGUAACCCUGACUUGUACUCCGAUCAUAGCAACGUGUCUACCGUGUAUCCUCUCUCUUACUCACCACCGUCAAGACCGUCGUCAGGACAGACCUGGAACCCCUACAAGCCCCUGCCCCCGACACCUGACGUCAUGUCCUCCUCGGUGCACUCCUCCUCCAGCAGCUCGGACCUCACCAGUCCCUCCGAGUUUGACCCGUACACAACCCUCUCCAGCGAGGCGCAGAAGUUUGCUGCUAACCUCAUCUCCAUGGGCUUCUCUCGACCACAGGUGGCUCGAGCUGUACAUAAACAGGGAACAGACGAAAAACAGGUGGUGGAGUACUUGUGUCAUGUUAACAAUCUGGUGGAGAAAGGAUUCAAUCCAAUCCGUGCUGAGUUGGCACUGAAUCUGUUCGACAACAAUUUCCCAAAGGCUGAGAAGUACCUCGAGAUGUUUGUGCAGUUCCAGGAAUUAGGAUUUGGUGAGGACAAGAUCCGAGAAGCCCUUGUCAAGGAGAACAUGGAUCGUGACAAAGCUUUGGACUUCCUCACUGCGUGACACACGCCACCAGAUAGAGCUGACACCGUCACUAUGAUCAACCUCCUUCGAUUGUUAGUUCUGUUACACGAUCUUUUAGCCAUGUGUAGUACAUGUACAACUACAAGACAAAACACUAUGUUAUCUUGAUCAGUCAGUUUAUUUUAUAUUUUUGUUCUACUGUUAAAUUUGUUUUGUCAACUGGAAACAUUUACUAGUGUGACAUUUCACUGUUAACGAAACCAAGUCGUGUAAAAUGUGUCAUGCCUGGCUUGAUGCACAGAAAUAGUGGAGGUAACUCCAGAACCAGUGUUGCGAGGUGGGGAUAUGCAUCACUGUAGUGAAAUGGUGUGUGAUAGCUUCACCAUUUGUCCAUUGAGAUUUGUUUUCAACUUAGUGAUCUCCUGUUUAACCUCAGUCUAACAGGAUGACAUGUUUGAUUGCAGUCAGUCAUAAACAGCAUUUCAUCCUAGUCCACGACAAAGUAACUUAUAGGUUUAAUGUAAUGCACCCUGGGAUCUGUCACUGAGGUAACUCAGGGGUUAGUGUUGCAGAUCAUCACAAGGAUAAUGUGUGUGAAGCCUUGUCUUAAAAUACCCUUACUUGUUCACAUUAGACACCAGCUCCAUCACUAGGCCGUGGUAUAACAUACCAGAUUUGUCACUAGGCCAGGUAUAACACACCAGUUUUGUCACUGGGCCAUGGUUUAACACACCAGCUCUGUCACUAGGCCGUGGUAUAACACACCAGUUUUGUAACUAGGCCAUGGUAUUACUCCAGUUUUGUCACUAGGCCAUGUUAUAACUCUAGUUUUGUCUCUAUGCCAUGGUACAACACUAGUUCUGUCACUAGGCCAUGGUUUAACACAUCAGCUCUGUCACUGGGCCAUGGUAUAACACUCCAGUUUUGUCACUAGGUCAUGGUAUAUGACACCAGCUCCAUCACUAGGCCAUGGUAUAACACACCAGUUUUGUAACUAGGCCAUUGUAUUACUCAAGUUUUGUAACUAGGCCAUGUUUGAUUGCAGUCAGUCUAGUUGCAGUCAAACUAGUUUUGUCCCUAGGCCAUGGUAUAACGCUAGUUCUGUCGCUAGGCCAUGGUAUAACUCCAGUUUUGUCACUAGGCUAAGGUAUAACACACCAGCUGUGUCACUAGGCCAUGGUUUAACACAUCAGCUCUGUCACUAGGCCGUGGUAUAUCACACCAGCUCUGUCACUAGGCCAUGGUAUCACAUGCCGGUUCUGUCACUAGGCCAUGGUAUAUGACACCAGCUCUGUCACUAGGCCAUGGUAUAACACACCAGCUCUGUCACUUGGCCAUGGUAUAACAUGUUGGUUCUGUCACUAGGCCAUGGUAUAACAUGCCGGUUCUGUCACUAGGCCACGGUAAAUGACACCAGCUCUGUCACUAGGCCAUGGCAUAACACACCGGCUCUGUCACUAGUCCAUGGUAUAAAAAACACCAGCUCUGUCACUAGGCCAUGGUAUAACACACCAGCUCUGUCACUAGGCCAUGUUAUAAGACACCAGCUCUUUCACUAGGCCAUGGUAUAACACACCAGCUCUGUCACUAGGCCAUGUUAUAACUCCAGAUUUGUCACUAGGCCAAGGUAUAACACACCGGCUCUGUCACUAGGCCAUGGUAUAACACUAGUUCUGUCGCUAGGCCAUGGUAUAACUCCAGAUUUGUCACUAGGCCAAGGUAUAACACACCGGCUCUGUCACUAGUCCAUGGUAUAACACACCAGCUCUGUCACUAGGCCAUGGUAUAACACACCGGCUCUUUCACUAGGCCAUGGUAUAACAUGCUGGUUCUGUCACUAGGCCACGGUAUAACACACCAGCUCUGUCACUAGGCCAUAGUAUAACAUGCCGGUUCUGUCACUAGGCCAUGGUAUAACAUGCUGGUUCUGUCACUAGGCUAUGGUAUAUGACACCAGCUCUGUCACUAGUCCAUGGUAUAACACACCUGCUCUGUCACUAGUCCAUGGUAUAACGCACCAGCUCUGUCACUAGGCCAUGGCAUUAUAUGCUGGUUCUGUCACUAGUAUAUGGUAUAAUACACCAGCUCUGUCACUAUUAUAUGGUAUAAUACACCAGCUCUGUCACUAGGCAAUGGUAUAACAUGCCGGUUCUGACACUAGGCCAUGGUAUAACAUGCUGGUUCUGUCACUUGGCCAUGGUAUAACCAGCAGCUCUGUCACUAGGCCAUGGUAUAACAUGCUGGUUCUGUCACUAGUCCAUGGCAUAAUACACCAGCUCUGUCACUAGGCCAUGGUAUAACAUGCCGGUUCUGUCACUAGUCCAUGGUAUAAUACACCAGCUCUGUCACUAGGCCAUGGUAUAAUACACCAGCUCUGUCACCAGGCCAUGGUAUAAUAUGCCGGUUCUGUCACUAGGCCAUGGUAUAACAUGCUGGUUCUGUCACUGUGCCAUGGUAUAACACACCAGUUCUGUCAUUAGGCCAUGGUAUAACGUGCCGGUUCUGUCACUAGGCCAUGGUAUAGCAUACCAGCUUUGUCACUAGACCAUGGUAUAUGACACCAGCUCUGGCACUAGGCCAUGGUAUGACACACCAGCUGUGUCACUAGGCAAUGGUAUAACAUGUCGGUUCUGUCACUAGGCCAUGGCAUUACAUGUCUGUUCUGUCACUAGGUUAGGUAUGUAUGAGGGUGAAUAUUGAUGAAGUCAAAUGAUUCAGAAUAGAUGAGUUAGAGUAGAUUUAUGGUAGAUUGAUCAUGAAAUAGCCAAGUGAUUUACUUUUGUUUUUAGGAAGAAUACUUUGAAAAACUGUGAUAUUUGUGAGCAAACACACCAAUGAUGGAAACACAUGUUUCUUAAGAAAGCUACUGUGUGUGGCUACAAGUUUGUAUAUCUGCAGUAGAAACUUCCCCAUAUUGAUAUAUGCGCAUUCUCAUGUGUGUGGGUAGGAGUUUUGAAUGAACACACAUCUGUCCGGGACAUGACCUAGUUGCUGCUACAAUGAGAGCAGCGGGAUGCAGUCAUGUUACUCUUCGUCAUGAUGUUUACCAGGGUAUAUAUAGAUGCUGUGGCACAAGAAGUGCCUGAUUAUGUCUAAGUUCUGAAAUAACUAAGGCAGACAAGUGAUAUUUUCAACAUCAUUUUUGACAACAGCAUGUUUCUUAUUUAGUAUUGGGCAUGAUCUUGUGAAUCGAAACAGCCCAUGCACCCAGUCUUACGAAUUCCUCAACGAGCAGGUGAUUAAGGGCAAUGUUGAUAUAUGGUAACUGAAGUGAAGAAACAUUAAGUAUCAAUUCAGAAUGAAGGGUUCAUGUAUAGAGCUCAACAUUUGCUAAGGACCAAAAUAGUCAUCUUCAGUUUAAGGUGUGGUCCUUAGCAAAUGUUGAAUUGAAUAUUAUUUAAUGGUUAGAACAUUGUCAUACUGUGUUGCCUGCUUGUAGGGCCCAUCAACAGUAUUGCUAUAUUGCAGGGCUUGCCAGGAGAACUGUGUUGUAGCUAAUGUUUUGUCUUUUAUUAUUUGCUCAUUGUCAGAUGAGGAUAAAUUGAAGCCAAUUCUUUUUUUCAAUUGUGCAAUAUUAACAGAGAUCUUAUGUAAUUUCUGCUGUCUUUCUAUAUUCAUGAUGUUUGUAACACGUUUUUGUACUUUUGUAAAGAAAAACAAUUUUAAUUUAAUUAUUGUAUAUCAUGUCAGUUUACUUGAUCACAACUUGUAUGUAUUACUAUUAAGGCCAGCCUGUUCUUUUCUUAUUUCGCAAUCGGCCUGUUGCAAAUUUUGCAGAAGUACAAAAAAGGUCACUGGAUUAAAAAAGGUUUCAUUAAAUGUAUGUGGGUUUUUUCAUAUCCCCACUUGUUAUGCUUGUUGAAAUGUUUUAGAUCCUUGUCUUUGAAAAUGUAUAUAUGAUUUACAGGAGCUUUAGGUGGGACAUGCAGAAUAAAAAGUCCAUACAAACAGUGAUGAAAGUCUGGCCUACAAACAACUUGUGAUCCUAUUUUCCAUGCAUGAUAUUAUUAGCGUGAUAAGCUGGGAUGUAACCUCAGUGUGUGUUCAAGGAUGUAUCUACACCUGCUUACAAGCCAAUAUUUGUCCCCAAGUCUGCAGCAGAUGCCAGUACAAAAAUUCUCAAAUUAGAAAUUAUAUUUUCCUAAUGCAUGUAGUAAGAUUAUGAUGAAAUGCUAUGGCUUUGUUGUGGCAACUUGUAUUACACAGAUUACAAGACAAUAAAGAGGCAAAGGUUACAAUGA
Haliotis rufescens (red abalone) is the source of this 6088-nucleotide messenger RNA. RefSeq names its product ubiquitin-associated protein 1-like. Gene Ontology annotation, molecular function: ubiquitin binding. The transcript has 8 exons. Gene Ontology annotation, biological process: ubiquitin-dependent protein catabolic process via the multivesicular body sorting pathway. The record is from RefSeq and is a predicted model, not a curated record. Gene Ontology annotation, cellular component: ESCRT I complex. Bases 132 to 1886 code for a protein of 584 amino acids. Lineage: Eukaryota; Metazoa; Mollusca; Gastropoda; Lepetellida; Haliotidae.